AUGGCACAGUGUGAAAUUAUGGAGAUGCAUUGUCUUGAAGAUAACUUGGUAAUCUCUCAUCCAAAUGAUUUUAUCAAGGAGGAUCCUGAACUAAAUUUGGAGGUGGCAGCCUCAAUAAGAAAAGCAUCUGAUAGUUUAAGUUUCAUUCAAAGUGCUGGUGACAGCUGUGACAUUUCAUAUCAAGAAACAUUACAUCAAGGAGUAGUCAAUGACAAGCUGGAGAUAUAUGCAGAGAAGUCAACAGAUUUCAGUGUGUCUCACAACUAUACCAAAAUACAGACUUCACAAGAAGAUGGCUUAUGUGGCACAAGAUUAAGUUGUAGCAUCAAGGAAAAGGAAUUCCACAAGUUUAACUGUAGUUUCUGCCUACAGAGCUUCCCUUCAAAAUACAGACUCAUAAUGCAUAUUUUCAUCCACAUUGAUGGUGUGCAGGCACCUGCAUUUGUGUGUAAGUCAUGUGGUGAGGUAUUGCCCACUGAUGACUGCUUAAAAGAACAUUUGAGAAUGAAGGAGGGUGACCAAGCAUUAUCUGCUACCAACAGUGAGAAACUUGAAUGCAGUGAUCAUGAAAACAAUAUCUCCUUCGAAUGUGUACAAGAAGGAAUUGUGGAACAGACUGAGGAGCCCCCUUCGUGCAAGGUACCCAGGAAAACUUUUAAAAAAUCCUUUAAAGACAUAUGUAAUACACAUACUGUGAAAGAAGCUGAAGAGAAACUCGGAAGAUAUUAA
Schistocerca nitens (vagrant locust) is the source of this 729-nucleotide messenger RNA. RefSeq names its product zinc finger protein 267-like. Bases 1 to 729 code for a protein of 242 amino acids. The record is from RefSeq and is a predicted model, not a curated record. Lineage: Eukaryota; Metazoa; Arthropoda; Insecta; Orthoptera; Acrididae. The transcript is spliced from 5 exons.